Molecule: messenger RNA, 4347 nt
Organism: Hansenula anomala
Lineage: Eukaryota; Fungi; Ascomycota; Saccharomycetes; Phaffomycetales; Wickerhamomycetaceae
Exons: 1
Coding region: 1-4347 (1448 amino acids)
Biological process (GO): transmembrane transport
Cellular component (GO): membrane
Molecular function (GO): ABC-type transporter activity; ATP binding; ATP hydrolysis activity
Source: RefSeq, a predicted model, not a curated record
AUGAAUACAUCCCCAGAGCGUGCUUUAGAGCUUGAGAAGAGCCAAACAUUCGAUGAAUAUGAGGAAGACUUAAUUCGCAGUGUUACAAAUGAUAUCAACACUGGUGUUUUGAACACUUUUGAGAACUUAGUGAAGACAAUGUCAGGAAAAACUUUUAAAGAGUUCCCAAUGGCUAUUGAUCCAAAUGAUUAUGACUUACAAACCAUCUUGGGUGCUUUUGUUAAUGAUACCACUGAAAGAGGAUUGAAGUUGAGAACUGCUGGUAUUACGUUUAAUAAUGUUUCUACUAUUGGUAAGGAUAACAGUGUUGCUUUUGCUCCAACUUUAGCAGAUCUUGCUUCUGCUCCAUUGAAUUUGGUCAAGAAAUCACCAACCAGAAAGUUAAUCAAAAACAUUAAUGGUUUCGUGAACUCUGGUGAAAUGUUGUUAGUUUUGGGUAGACCAGGUGCUGGUUGUUCAACUUUCUUGAAAACUAUUAGUGGUGAAACUCAUAAUUAUGUUGGUACUGAAGGUGAAAUUUUGUACAAUGGUAUCCCACAAGAUGAAAUGGUUAAAAACUUCAAGUCAGAUUUGAUUUACAAUCCAGAACAUGAUGAACAUUUUCCUCAUUUAACUGUUGAACAAACUUUGAAAUUUGCUGUUGCUUGCAGAACACCAAACGCCAGACCAAAUUCUUCAACUCGUGAACAAUACAUUUCCAUCAUGGUUAAUUUAUUGGCUACUGUUUUCGGUUUAAGACAUAUUUUUCAAACCAAAGUUGGUAACGAUGUCUUCAGAGGUGUUUCUGGUGGUGAAAGAAAGAGAGUUUCCAUUGCUGAAGCUUUAUCAGCCAGGGCUGCGGUUUAUUGCUGGGAUAAUGCUACUAGAGGUCUUGAUGCCUCAACGGCUUUAGAAUAUGCUCAAGCUAUCAGAACAACUACCAAUUUGAUGAAGUCAGCAUCAUUUGUCACUAUCUAUCAAGCUUCUGAAAACAUUUACAACUUGUUUGAUAAAGUUACAGUGUUGUAUGAAGGUCGUCAAAUUUAUUUUGGUCCAGUUGAGAGAGCUAGACAAUACUUCAUUGAUAUGGGGUAUGGACCAUUGAAUCGUCAAUCCACCACUGAGUUUUUAACUUCAGUUACUGAUCCACUUGGUCGUUUUGCUAGAGAAGGUUAUGAACAUAAAGUUCCUCACUCACCAGCAGAAUUUGAAGAAUAUUGGUUGAAGUCACAAGAGUAUAAAGUCCUAAAAACCACAAUCACUCAAUACAAUUCCACUGUUGAUGCUGAUGAAACUAAGAAAUCAUUUAAAAAAUCUUUAUCAAAAGAGAAGUCAUUAUUUACCAGGGCCAAUUCAAGGUAUACUAUUGACUUUGCUUCCCAGUUGAAGCUGUUGGUGAAUCGGGGUUAUCAAAGAGUAAUCAAUGAUACAGCGUUUUUGAUUAUUCAGAGUGCUUUAACAGUUAUUAUUGCGUUUAUGAUUGGGUCGCUAUGCUAUGAUACACCAAUUUCUACAGCUGGUGCUUUUUCAAGAGGUGGUUUCAUCUUCUUUAGUGUUAUAUUCUUCGUGUUCAAUACAUUUGCUGAAAUGAUUUUCCUUUUUCAAACCUGUCAAAUUGUGAACAGACAUAGAUCAUAUUCAUUUUAUGCUCCUUCCGCAGAGGUGAUUGCUGAUUUAGUUAUCAAUUUAAUUGUGAAGGUCGUCAUGAUUACCAUUUUUAUGAUCAUUUCUUACUUCUUAGCUGGUAUGAAAUAUGAAGCUGGUGCAUUCUUCAGCUUUUGGUUAUUUUUCAUUCUUACUGUGCUUGCUUUCAAAGUCAUCUUUAACUUUAUUGCUACCAUCUCCCCAACCAAUGCUUUGGCAAAUACAAUUGGAGGAAUUGUUCUUAUGGCAAUCUCUAUCUAUUCAUCUUUUAUGAUCCAAUUCCCAUCGAUGCACCCGUGGUUUUCUUGGAUCUUUUAUAUUAAUCCAUUUACUUAUGGAUUUGAAUCGGUGAUGCUUAUGGAAUUUCACGGUCGUGAAAUGGAAUGUCAACCAGACAGUUUGGUUCCUUCUGGUAUAGGCUAUGAAACUGUUGAUAGCGUCAAUCAAGUUUGUGCCUUUAUUGGUUCAGAGGCUGGUCAAACUUGGGUUAGUGGUGAUAAAUAUUUGGAAGUCGUAUAUGAUUACACUUUUGGUCACAUUUGGCGCAACUUGGGAAUAUUAAUUGGAUUUAUUUUUUUCUUUUUGUCUUUAACAGUGGUUUGCUCAGAUUAUGUUAAUUACGAUGAAGUUAAAGGUGAUAAACUUUUGUUUAAGAAAGGAAAGGUGCCAGAUGACGUUGUUCAGCCUAUGCCUACUCAUGAUGUUGAAUCUGGUAAUGUCCAAGAAGAUUCAUUAGUUCCAAUUCCUCAUAGACUUUUGAAAGAUGAAAAGCUAGGUAGUGGUGAUGUUUUUUCUUGGAAAAAUUUGGAUUAUACUAUCAAGACUAAAGAUGGGAAUUUGAGAAAACUAUUGGAUAAUGUUCAAGGUUAUAUUAAACCAGGUCAAUUAGUCGCUUUGAUGGGUGAAUCAGGUGCUGGUAAAACCACCUUGUUGAAUGUUUUGUCUCAAAGAAUUGAUAUGGGUGUUAUUACUGGAGACAUGUUGGUGAAUGGUGCUCCAAUUGAUAGUACUUUCAAGAAGAGAACUGGUUAUGUUCAACAACAGGAUUUACAUCUUGAUGAAUUAACUGUCAGAGAAUCAUUAGUGUUUGCAGCCAGAAUGAGAAGACCAGCUAAUGUUCCAGAUGCUGAGAAGUUGGACUAUGUUGAAAAGAUUAUCAAAAUCUUGGAUAUGGAAUUGUAUGCCGAUGCUAUUGUUGGUCAGAUUGGUGAUGGUUUGAAUGUUGAACAACGUAAGAAGUUAUCUAUUGGUGUUGAAUUAGUUGCUAAACCAUCAUUGUUGUUGUUUUUGGAUGAGCCUAGUUCAGGCUUGGACUCACAAUCAUCUUGGGCAGUUGUUCAAGUGUUGAGACAUCUUGCAGAAGCUGGACAAGCUAUCUUGUGUACUAUCCAUCAACCUUCAGCUACAUUGUUUGAACAAUUUGAUAGAUUAUUGUUGUUGAAGAAAGGUGGUCAAACAGUUUAUUUUGGUGAUAUUGGUGAGAGAUCUAGAACUUUGUUAAAUUACUUUGAAAGAAAUGGUGGAAGACCAUGUGGUGAAUUGGAAAACCCUGCUGAGUAUAUUUUGGAAUCUAUUGGUGCCGGUGCUACAGCUGUUGUUAAUGAAGACUGGUAUGAGAAAUGGGAAAAGUCACCAGAGUAUACUCAACUUUGUUAUGAGGUUGAUACUGUUGUCAAGACUAAAGCACCUUCAAAGACUGAAGAACAAUUGGGCUCAUCUUACUCAUCAUCUUGGCUCACGCAGCUCAAAUAUGUUCUUUUGAGAACCAAUAUUCAAUUUUAUCGUGACCCAUGGUAUCCAUUUGCUAAAUGGGUAUUGUUUAUCUUUGGCGGUUUAUUUUUUGGUUUUACUUUCUGGGAUUUGAAACACACCAUUACUGACACCCAGAAUUCCUUGUUUGUUGUUUUUCUUUCACUAAUUCUUCAUAACCCUUUGGUUAAUCAGAUGCAAGCCAAAUCAUCAAAAGCUCGUGCCGUUUAUGAAGCAAGGGAGAGAAUGAGUAAAACAUUUCACUGGUCUGCCUUGUUGCUGUCCCAAAUUCUCACUGAAUUGCCAUAUAAUUUAUUGGGUUGUACAAUUUUCUUUUGUUCUUGUUAUUUCCCUUUAAGAGCUUACCAAGGACCUUCAUUAGCUGGUAAAUAUUAUUUCACACUUGCAAUCAUGUAUGAGCUCUAUAUCACAAGUUUUUCCGUCGGUGUCUACUAUUUUUCACCAGAUUUGGCAACUGCAAAUAUUUUGGGGACAAUUUUGAUAGUCUUUAUGCUCACAUUUUCUGGUGUUGUUCAACCUCUAUCAAAUUUUCCUAAAUUUUGGACAUUUAUGUACAAAGCAUCACCAGUCACUUAUUUUGUUCAAAAUAUGGUUUCAUCUUUAAUUCAUGGAAGAGAAGUGCAAUGUUCUGAUGAUGAGUUAUCUUAUGUGAAUCCACCAAAUGGUAAGACUUGUGGUGAUUAUUUAUCUUCGUUUAUUGAAUCCAAUGGUGGUUAUUUGGUUGAUUCCUCUUCAACUGAAAACUGUGGGUAUUGUGCUUACACUGGUGCUGAUGAAUAUAUUUUCAAGACCAGAAAUAUCGAUUAUGGGACCUACUGGAGAAAUAUUGGUAUUUUCUGUGUAUUCAUCGCGUUCAACAUAUUGGGAAUGAUGGUUUUAUACUGGUAUUUUAAGGAUUUCAAGUUCAAAAGAUCGAAAGUGAAUUCUAAGAAGAGUAAUGAUCAAGAAAAAUGA